Paracoccidioides lutzii Pb01 is the source of this 3480-nucleotide messenger RNA. RefSeq lists its product as hypothetical. The transcript is spliced from 3 exons. Bases 1 to 3480 code for a protein of 1159 amino acids. The record is from RefSeq and is a predicted model, not a curated record.
AUGGAGCAACACCGGGGUAAUCGGUCCGCGAUGAGGGCCGCUCAGGACCAAGGCGGAAGCCAUGGUCGCCCUGUGCAGCCAUAUUAUGGUCAGCCACUAUGCCAAGCUCCUUAUCCAAUGCCGGCGUACCAAGAACACCCACAAGCUCAGGCCCCUUAUCUGAGACAACAUCCGGGAGGGGCCAUCUGUCACGUCUCAGUACCAGGUAACCCAUCAGGGAGGGCCACCUACCUUAGCUCCCCACCAGGUGCCAUAUCAAGGAGCUCCACAUGCCCCAGCUCCCUACCAGAUACAAUAUCAGCCCCAGCUCCGUACCAUGUACCGCAUCACGAGCAGCCACAAUCCCUGGCUCGGCACCAGAUACCAGGGCUUGGGCAGUCACAAUUCAAUGUUCGACACCACAUAGAAUAUGAUGGACAGCCCCAGGUUCAGGCUCAAUACCAUAUCGAACAGCAUGGACGGUCCCAAACUCAGGCUCAACACCAUGUACCACAUUAUGGACAGCCGCAAGCUCAGGUUGGAUACCAUACACCACAUCAUGGACAGCCCCAAGCUCAGGUUGGAUACCAUACACCACAUCAGGGACAGCCCCAAGCUCAGAAUCAAUACCAGGCGACAUAUCAUGGACCAACCGGAGCUCAAGCCAGGCCCCAUGGUCACCUUCAAGAAAACCGUCAAGCGCAGGACCGAGCCCAACAGCAACCCAUGCCUAGGAAGAAAGCCAUUCCUCGCAAGCAAUCUAUGCUGACCCGAGCCCAAGCCUUGCACCAAAGCCAGCUUCUAGAGAACGAUGAAGUCCAGGGAGAAGCCAAACAGCAGGCCACAAAGCAGGCCACCCCUCGAAAGCCAGUUACGAAAGCCCGAGCUACAGCCCGGCCCCAAAUCCAGCAUAAACCAAACCAUCAAGCUCAGUUUCAAGCCCAGCAACGGGCCAUGCACCAGCAGCGGUCCAUGGAUCAACGGCAGGCCAUGCACCAGCAGCAGGCCAUGACACAGCAGCUAGCUCAAUUGCCAUCGCCAGUAUCACCGGAAACUCAACAGAGUCGGAAGCUUCCGCAUCCCCGUGAACCAGUGCUCCCAGGGCUAGGUCUCUUUCCACCAGCACCGAUAGUCCUGCCAGCGCAUGGUCGUCAGAUGGUAACAGGGUUGCUACCGCAACCACAACAACUUACACAAGAAGAAACACGAAGAGGGAGAUGCGGGUCUGCACUUCCGUCUGUAAUUGCGCCUGCAUCUGCAUCAGCACCUUCACUGGCCCCUAAACAGGAACAGGAACCAGAACCAGCGGUACUUUCAGAACAGGAUAGACGCCCCUCAAAAGACUUGCAGGAAAUGGGGAAUCCGGAGCCUAAUGUGAAGGAACUUCUUGACAUUCAGGAUGUCAAGAGGGUAGGAUACGCAUUGCUGCCACCAUCACCUCCACAUCAUCUUCCACCGUUGGGGCAGUAUGCAUGCAUUAGCCGAGCCGCAACACAACAAGAGAACGAGUCACCAAGAGGAAUUGGGAAUAAACGAAAGGCUCCAAAGGGACAUCUGGGAAACUACAGCCACAGCGGCGUUUCCAUUUCUCAAAGCUCUGGUCAAGGACUUAGCAGAUACAAUAUAGAAGAAACGACACACCCUCGCAAGAAACCACGUCUGCAUGAGGACUCCGACCUCAUUGAGAUAGCAAUCACAGUUCCAGGGCGGGAACUCACUUUGCAAGGGCUAGAGAAUGUGAGGCCACAGAGUGACGGUACUGUUGCGCUAGCGAUAAAUGACGGUAUGAAAGAUACUCGCAGUCAAAGUCUGCAUUUUGAGGCCCCUUCUGCUAGAAGUGAUACAGCCCAUGCCGGUCCUCCAAUGCCAAAGUCCGACGCGAGAGCAUCAUCGGGAUAUAUCCAUGGUCCCAUAGAGUCCAAGUCCAAUGCUCAAUCAAGUGCAGAAGCCACAGUAACAAGUGAGAAAACUUACAAGGAUCCUCUACCUAUGUUACUAGACGCAGCUGAACUUAUUUUAGGCCCGUUAAUACCCAAAGGCAUGUCCUCAAACUCACGGAAGGCUGGUGAGGAGAAGCUAACUCCAAAACAGAAGAAGUUGGCACCACUUCACAAACUCGGUUGCUUCCACAAUCCGAGGAGAAACGCGAGACUCGCCCAGAAGCUAAAAGCCAAAACCGCCACCAAAGCCCGCGGCGACAGUAAGCAAUCGCAUCUUCCGAGUCCCACUGGUACCCGCCACGGUUCGGGGAUUUUGCAGUUCCCGCCAUGGCCGGGGGUGCUACGGUAUAUCAACACUCAGCCGCUAGACAACCUCUUCCCCGGAACUUCAAGCGAAUCACGAUCUUAUUGUCGAAGGGUUGGAGAACGUACACAGUCUAAUAUGCCGUUAUCCAGUCUUUCUCGUUUUCCUAUUUGUACAAAUCGCCAAUUUCAACGUGGUACGCGUAUUGGGGCACAUCGACAUGAAAAUUCCUUCAAUAUAUUCCAGGAGUUUCUCAAAAGACCGGAUAUGGUCCUGGUUCUAGCCCAUCAUAUGCGUGUACAGGAACUUUUGAUUUUAUAUCGCGUUUCCAGAGAUUUUCACAACAUCAUCAACAGUCGUUUCAGAACAGUUAUUCAGGCACAAGCGACCCUACGCGCUCCACAAUCUGCUGAAAUUUUCCCGCCCCGUUGCUAUGCAAAACUGUGCAAUUCCGACCCUGGUUUACGUCCUCAUCCUGUUGCUUCUCGUGCUGCGUGGGGGGAGGUACGCAAAGUUCCGUCUUUCCGCUGGCUGUUAAUGGUAUGUUAUCGAGAAAUGGUCUGCCAUCAGAUUAUCACAAUCUUAGCGGAAGAUGGAGUGCCCGUACCCGACCGCUGUGAAUCAGUUAUUAAGAAGAUAUGGUUCCUCAUGGAUAUCCCGGACAACGCACGUCGUAUCGCGCUCGUUCAAAACCGCGAAAUAUUCACCAAUGCUGACAUCUUCUUCGCUGUGCUGUUUUUUGUCAAGCUUGAUAUGCGUUUCACGGAUCCCGUCACGGGCAGCGGGAAGGAUGGUAUGCGUCGCAUGCUUCUCUCACAACCCAGCCUUACGCUGCUUUGGCGCACGUUGAAACGCACCGCGCUGGUUAGCAAGUUGCAAGUGAUGAAGACAUUCGCUCGUUGGAAGUACGAACCCCCGCCAAUGUUUCGGGGGAUGAGUGUCUUUGGCGUACCGGCCGAUCAAGUGGGGACUCUGCAGUACCAAGCCUGGGGGAGGACCGCGAAUAGGGUUCGCCUGCAGAGACCCGAUGAACUUCUGUUGAAGGAAUCUGUACGGCGACAGAUGUCUUUGCAUCGCAACUAUUCCGAUAUGUUUUUUUGGGGGUAUCUUAAUCCACGAACCAUGCAGAAUUACCCACCGGUUACGCGCGAUAGGGAAUUAAAGGCGUUUGAUGGGUUGGAGGAGGUGCUUGUUCCAGUUGAGGAAAGGGAAAAGGACGAUACUGGGAAGAUGGUUAGUAACGUAGUUAAAGGGUGA